Messenger RNA from Quercus lobata, 1134 nucleotides. RefSeq lists its product as uncharacterized. The record is from RefSeq and is a predicted model, not a curated record. The transcript has a single exon. NCBI's taxonomy places the organism in Eukaryota, Viridiplantae, Streptophyta, Magnoliopsida, Fagales, Fagaceae. Bases 186 to 803 code for a protein of 205 amino acids.
GUCCAUGAAACUGUAGAAGUUUUUAAAACUCCUAUAAAUAGAGAGGGGCAUGAAUGCCCAACCAACAUACAAAUUUAAGAACCCAAAAGACAAACAAAAACCCCUCUUUCAAGGCCAUCCUUAUAAGAUUCUUCUCUACCUAGAGCUUUAACUUUUGCUUUACAGAAAAAGGAGAACAAACAAAGAUGAAGCAAAUUGAGGACCAGAAGUUCCAAACUGUUUGCAAAUUCAACAAGUUCCAGUUCUUGAAAAGGACUUUGCUGUUUGUCUUCUCAGUCUCUCUAAUUACUUUGUUUAUUUGCUAUAAUUCAGGCUUCUGCUUCUUUCCUUAUUUCUACAAUGUCUACUUCUCCACAUUCUUUUUCUCCCUAUUCACCCACUCAAUUGAAAGGAAGUACAUGUUUCUCAUUUGUAAUGGAAUACUUGCUAUUCUAGCCAAAAGCGCAGUUUCUUGCAGCUCUUCAUGUACUGGGAAUGAUAUUAGAUCACUGGAGAAUGUUGCCCUUGUAGCUAAGAGAGAAGAAGUAGCUGAAGCUGAAAGAUUAGAAGAACAAGAAGAUGGGUCUUCAAAUACAGAGAAAGAAGAAAGAGAGAGUGAAGCUUUUCCUGCAGAAGAUGAAGGGAUAGAGGAAGAAGAGAAUGGGGUUGUGUUGAGGACAGAUGGUGAAGAAGAACUUGCAGCGGCUGCAGUAAAUGAAGAAUUUCCUAGUACAGAUGAAUUAAACAAAAAAUUUGAAGAAUUCAUAAGGAAAAUGAAGGAAGAAAUCAGGAUUGGAGCUCAACAACAACUAAUUGCAGUCUGAUAUAUAUAUAUAUAUAUAUAUAGAGAGAGAGAGAGAGAGAGAGAGAGAGAAAGAGAAAGAGAGAUAUGUAUCAUACUGCCAAAAUGAUUUGGUCACUUUCAAAAUCACUUGGUUCUCUCCUAUAUAUGUCUAGUCCUUUUUCAAUGUCAUUGGCAUAUAGCUUUGGUUUCUUUUAAGAUGCCUAUAAGCUCUAAUGGUUUUUUUUUUUCAAGCCCUUUUUCAUAUUAUGUAUGCAUGCAGAGCUUUGCUUCUUGUUAAGUUCUCCUUUGUUGUAAUGUAACUUAGGCUUGUAAAACGCCAUGAGUCUGAAUAAAUUAUGCUACUUUCUUCU